Glossina fuscipes is the source of this 349-nucleotide messenger RNA. It is a transcript of the gene SmF, whose product is annotated as small nuclear ribonucleoprotein F. NCBI's taxonomy places the organism in Eukaryota, Metazoa, Arthropoda, Insecta, Diptera, Glossinidae. The transcript has 2 exons. The coding region runs from base 1 to 267 and encodes 88 amino acids. Gene Ontology annotation, cellular component: catalytic step 2 spliceosome; U1 snRNP. Gene Ontology annotation, molecular function: RNA binding. The record is from RefSeq and is a predicted model, not a curated record. Gene Ontology annotation, biological process: spliceosomal snRNP assembly; mRNA splicing, via spliceosome.
AUGUCUGCUGCUAUGCCUAUUAAUCCCAAACCGUUUCUAAACGGUUUGACUGGUAAACCUGUUGUCAUUAAGUUAAAGUGGGGCCACGAAUACAAAGGCUACUUGGUAUCUGUGGAUGGUUACAUGAACAUGCAGUUAGCCAACACUGAAGAACACAUAGAUGGUCAAGUUACUGGAAAUUUAGGCGAAGUUUUAAUACGCUGUAAUAAUGUUCUGUAUAUCAAAGGUGCUGAUGACGAAGAUGAAGAAGGAGAAAUGAGAGACUAAUAUGUACAAAAACCGAAUAUUUCUAACUGAUAUUAAAAACAAAAAUUGUUUCAAAAAUGCUUGAAAAUCGAUCAACACAAAU